Mizuhopecten yessoensis (Yesso scallop) is the source of this 2245-nucleotide messenger RNA. Its product is annotated as interferon-induced protein 44-like. The transcript is spliced from 7 exons. Bases 155 to 1573 code for a protein of 472 amino acids. NCBI's taxonomy places the organism in Eukaryota, Metazoa, Mollusca, Bivalvia, Pectinida, Pectinidae. The record is from RefSeq and is a predicted model, not a curated record.
UUCAUCAUUCAGUUCGUGUCGAUUCACGUACGCUCUGUUUCGGUGAUUCAUUGUUAUCCGGUUUUACUUUCGGUUUUGGCUUACCAGGAAAUUUGGGAAAUACCGAUCAGGAGGAUCGUCAGUACUUGUUAGAGCUAACACGGGAAUAAACAAAAUGGCAACAGAGCUCACACAAACCCACAAGGAUCAACUUUCUAAAUGGAUCGAUUCAACUAAAAACUACAAGUUUACCUUACUGUACAAGAUCAGCCGUGAUGGAUGUGUAGCCCCAACCUUCCAUAGUCUUUGUGACAACAAGGGGCCGACAGUCACCGUCCUGUACAAUACCGACAAGUCCGUAUACGGGGCUUACACUGCUGUCAACUGGCAAUCUAAUGGUGCCUAUAGCGUCGACGCUAAAGCCUUUCUGUUUAAAUUAGAGUAUAACGGUACAGCACAGCCAAUGAAGUUUCCCAACAAAACAGGCGGAACAAACGCAAUCUACGGGAAUGCGAGUUAUGGUCCAACAUUUGGUGGACAUGACCUUCAUUCUUUUUCUGCUACUGUGAACAAAUCCGGAAAUAAUUUUCCUUUAAAUGGUAACACAAACGGAUUCGGAGGGACCUAUGAUAUGCAAGGGCAGAACUACAACUCUGUGAUGAAUGGUCACUUACAGGUUCUUGACCUCGAGGUCUACAGUAUCGAAGAACAGGAGCUGCUACAAAAGCCGUGGAUUCGGAAUGUGGACUGGAGUCGUAAGUUUGAGGAGGAGAUAAAGGACAGGGUGGCCACCUAUAAACCGUUACCCGGAUUGGACCUCCAGCAGGCGAGGAUCCUGUUGGUUGGUCAGGUCGGAGCUGGGAAGUCUAGCUACUUUAACACCAUCAACUCCAUCUUCCGGGGACACAUAAGCGCCCAGGCCAACGCUGGAAGCGCUGAACAUAGUCUUACAACAUCUUAUAGGACAUAUCAAGUAAGAGACGGAUAUGCUGGGAAAUCUCUCAACUUUCGGUUAUGCGACACACGUGGUCUUGAAGAGGACCAAGGUCUUGAUGAUCAUGAGAUUGGUUAUCUACUUGAGGGUCACGUGCCAGACAGGUACAAGUUUAACCCUGCUGUUCCACUAUCACCCGAGGCAAUUGGGUUUGUGAAGAACCCCAAAUUGUCCGAUAGAAUCCAAUGUGUGGUAUUUGUCCUUGAUGGUAGUGCUGUGGAUGUUAUCCCCGCGAAAGUGAUGGAGCGAAUAAAGGCCAUGCAAAUACGAAUGAAUCAAAGAGGGAUUCCCCAGGUUGUGCUUCUGACGAAAAUCGACAGAAUAUGUGAGGAGAUCUCAAAUGACAUCAGCAAAGUGUUUUUCAGUCCAAGGAUGAAAGAUUGUGUGGACAGGGUUUCUAUGGUCAUGGGGCUGCCACGAUCACACAUACUUCCUGUCAAAAACUACGAAAGUGAGGUAGAGCUUGAUCAGAACAUUAACAUCCUGUCACUUCUCAGCCUGAGACGAAUUCUAAAUUUCGCUGACGACUACCUGUACAACACACUGGAUGAAAUAGAGCUUGACAAGGUGCAACACAUUAAAAUCCGUGAACGAAACUGAUAUUAUGAUAUAGCUGAGUAAAACCUUUUUAUUGAAAUUAAGGUGUAUAGGAGUGAGAAAAAGACAUUUCAAUCAGUAUUGCUUUCAAAGCAUGAGCUCAUGUAGGACAAAUGAAUAGGAUUUAUUUGUGCGCAAUGUUGAAGAUGCAUUACAUUUAAUCUAGCUUGAAAAAGACAUUUGUACAUUCACAUUCCUCCGUAACACAACAAAAGCACGUUAAUAAUACCACUUUCCUGGCUAAAUAUGAAAUCAGAGCGAGAUUCAAAUCGGGCAAGUUUUGUUGCAGCUUAUCAAUUAUAAGUUCGAACCGCUGAAGACUUCAUUCCUUCUUUUGUCGAUUCCAUGUGGUGAUGAUUUGGUCAUUGGAGGACCAUCAUACAGCGAUGUAUUGUAAGCUGAUAUUUAUAUACAGCAAUUGAAAUAAGAUACAAAAACAUAUUGUAAAUGUCGUAUUCAAUUUUAUUUUACUAUUUUUUGCCAAAUGUGAAAGCAUGUAUCCAAACGCACAAACAAUGUUAAUAAAACAUACAUGAUUUGGCAUUUUCAUUGAGUUCAACUUAAGCAAAUAAUGACAUAUUGUUCUCAUUGCUGACUUGUGAUCACUACACAAUUAAAGCCGAAAGGAUAAAAUAAUUUCAAAUAAGACACUUUUUAUGAUUUGUUUUGAGUCAU